AAACACUGAAGGGGCACCCACGCGCGGCACGUCAUCUGUGGAUUCCAUCCCCUUCCACUUGCUCUGCGUGGAGGCCCAUUUGACUUGACCUGCGGCCAAUUCUUCAUUGUCAUCUUGCAUCGAUCAAAAUUUCCCAUCAUCUGGUGUUGUAGGCCCCUUGGAGCGACCGUUCACCAACGUCUUACCACCAACCUCUGUCGCAAUAAUGGCUGACGCCGGACUUCCUCCUAACUGGGAGGUCCGUCACUCGAACUCGAAGAACCUCCCGUACUACUUCAAUACAACCGACAAGGUCUCCCGCUGGGAGCCGCCCCCAGGCACCGACACAGAGAAACUCAAGCAUUACAUGGCCACCCAUCACUCAGCAUCGACAUCGCGUCCUGCUGAUGGUCCUGUACCUGAUGGCAAGAUUCGCGCCGCCCACCUGCUUGUGAAGCACGAAGGCAGCCGCCGUCCCUCCUCUUGGCGUCAAGAGAAGAUCGACCGCACAAAGGAGGACGCGUACAGCAUCAUUCGCGGUUACGAGGAGAAGAUCAAAAGUGGCCAGAGCAGCCUUGGCGAUCUUGCUGUGACCGAGAGUGAUUGCAGCAGCGCGAGGAAGCGCGGCGACCUGGGCUACUUUGGCCAGGGAGACAUGCAGCGCGAGUUCGAGGAGGCAGCCUUUGCGCUGAAGGUUGGUGAAGUCAGCGGUAUCAUUGAAACGGCGAGCGGUCUCCAUCUGAUUGAAAGGCUGGAGUAGAACCACCCGUCGGAACAUGCAAAUGGAAAUAGCUUUCACUGAGCUCGCAGAUGGAGGCAAGAGCCUCGUCCCGAAUCAAGGCGUUCAGAAAUUACGGGGGAAAAGAAGAGGUCCUCCGAAGGCCGUCGUCAAUUAAACGUAUUUGUACAGGUGCGAGGCCUAGAGCCAGCUGAUUAUCUAUCAUUAGGGCAUGCCUCGUAUCGUAACUCGUGUCCUC
This is a messenger RNA of Verticillium alfalfae VaMs.102, 956 nucleotides long. Its product is annotated as peptidyl-prolyl cis-trans isomerase ssp-1. Lineage: Eukaryota; Fungi; Ascomycota; Sordariomycetes; Glomerellales; Plectosphaerellaceae. Gene Ontology annotation, cellular component: cytosol; nucleus. The record is from RefSeq and is a predicted model, not a curated record. Gene Ontology annotation, molecular function: peptidyl-prolyl cis-trans isomerase activity; protein binding. Bases 206 to 739 code for a protein of 177 amino acids. The transcript has 3 exons.